Messenger RNA from Malaclemys terrapin pileata, 2935 nucleotides. RefSeq names its product NUF2 component of NDC80 kinetochore complex (gene NUF2). The transcript is spliced from 14 exons. Gene Ontology annotation, molecular function: protein-containing complex binding. Gene Ontology annotation, cellular component: kinetochore; Ndc80 complex. The record is from RefSeq and is a predicted model, not a curated record. Gene Ontology annotation, biological process: attachment of mitotic spindle microtubules to kinetochore; mitotic spindle organization; kinetochore organization. NCBI's taxonomy places the organism in Eukaryota, Metazoa, Chordata, Testudines, Emydidae. The coding region runs from base 151 to 1533 and encodes 460 amino acids.
GUCUGAAGGGCCCGAGCUGCUGGACAGGAAACAGUGCUGUGAGCGAGUGCUGGACAUUUGUGACUCUAGCUUUCCCCCCAGCCACUGGCUGCUGGCUGCCGACCCCGAGUGCGCUGCAUCCCUCAGGGCCAGGCGCUGCUGGCCCACAAAAUGGAUCUCUUAACGUUUCCCAGAUAUAAUCCCAAUGACAUCAUAACUCACAUCCGCAAUCAGAUCCUAACAGGAUCCGAAGCUAAAAACCUCUCCAAAAAUGACUUGUUUCCACAUCCCAAGCCUGAGGUAUUGCACAUGAUCUUCAUGAGAACCUUGCAGAAUGUGUAUGGAAUCCGUCUGGAGCACUUCUACAUGAUGCCGGUCAAUGUUGACAUAAUGUAUCCACAGAUUGUUGAAGGCUUCCUACCUAUUUGUAACUUGUAUAUUAAUAUGGAGCGUUUUCUUCCAGUCUGCCGUAUUAAUGACUUUCAGAUUGCUGAUGUCAUAAAUCCAAAAGCAAAGCGGACAGCUCGUUUCUUGAGUGGCAUUCUUAACUUUAUUCACUUCCAAGAAUCACGUCGUGAGAUCUACAUGGAAUUCCAGUGGGCAUAUAAAUCAGCUCUGGAAAAAAUACAGCAACUGCAGACAGCAAAUCAGGAGGCAGCAGUGAAGCUAGAGAAACUUGACACGAUUCCAGUAGAGCAGAAAGCAGAGUUCAAGCAGCUGUCUGAUGAUAUUCAAGAACUGCAGCAAGUACUAAACCAGGACUAUCGUCAAAAAACGACAGCCUUGCAAGAAGUGACUUCCCAAAAGAAAGCAGAAGUUGCAGAGAGAACCCGAAGUCUGAAUCAGCUAAAAGUGACAAUGGCUACUUUGAAAGAAGAACAAGAGCAACUGAAAUCAAAAAUUGUAGAGUCUCCAGAGGAACUGAAGAAUUACAAAGAACAUAUGAAGGAGACUGUCCAGAAACUCAAGAAAACCAAGCAAGAGGUUAUUGAGAAGUAUGAAGGUUAUCGAGACCUAGUUGAGAUUCUGCCAUCAUGUCAAUUGGAGGUGCAAUUAUACCAAAAGAAAAUGCAAAGCCAAGGAGCAAAUGUGGAGAGAAUGGCCAAUAUCUCAUCAGAGGUCAGAAAUCUCGAGGACCAGAUUGAGAAUGGACAGAUAGAGUUGAAGAAUGCCGCGACAGAUGAAAUGUCCUUAAAGAGACUGGUCAACGCUAAGCGCGAAAAGCUGUCUACGGCUGAAAUAAGGAUAAAGAAGAAACAUGAGGACGUUGAGCAGUACAAGCGCACAGUAUUUGAGUAUUGUAACAGAGUUCAGGAGAAGAGAGGGGCUGUCUAUGAGAAGGUGACGGCGAUUCACAAGGAAAUCCAGCAAGUCAGAUUAAAAGUCCAGCAGCUGAACGAGAACACUGAAAAGGAAAAAAUGAAAGCACAGGAGAUCUAUCUUAACCUGAGGGCUGGCUUGGAGAAAUACCAUGAAGCUCUGGCAAAGAUAGCAGAGAGCUAUGCAGCCUCACGAGAUGAAAAAACUGCUGAACUAAAGAGGAGAAUGCUUUGAGUUCAGACUUCGUGAACUAGCUGUUAUACCAGCUUUCAUUUGGACUCUGCUUAUUGUAUUUAUCCUCAUGUUUGGGUUUAAAAUAUUGCAUUUUAUGUGGGAAGCUUCUUCUAAAUACCACCUCAGAACACAUUUAGUAUUCUAGACAGGCCCUGGUACUGUCAACUGAUUAACCUUGAUAAAAAUGGACUUGGACAUCCUGUCUGCAUUAUCUUUCUCAGUUCUGAUUCUUCUAGUGGUAAGUUUACCAAUUUAUCUUGCUUAUAUAAAAUAGUUUGAGGGUUAAUUUUGGCUUCUAGUGUAACUACAGUUUUUGCAGAAACUACACUGAGGAUGUUGGUUCGGGGUAGCUUUGGUUUGAGUGGAGGUAUCUUCUUAGAUCUUGUUUGUAGUAUUUUUCCAGGUAUAUUGAACACAGUCUGAAUUAUCUUAAGUUCCAUCUGAUUUCGAGACAAGUCUUGCUGAGAUCAUUGUGAUGGGAGAGUGGAUUCUUAUAUAAACUCUGGCUUGCUCUGCCCGUGACGUCCAGCAAUAAAGAAGCCGUCAGACGAAAGAGUCCUAUUUGGGGAACUACAUAAUUUCAGUUGGUGUUGCUAUGCCUCUUUCUGGAAGCUUGAAUCCAUGGUUUCUGCUUGGUGUGUAUUGAACACCCGUUUGUGUUUGUACAGGAAAAGUCCAGUUUGGGCAGAUAACUGAAUUAAAAAUAAAAUGACAUGGAUUGAUAUUCAUAGUACAUUUCUAUUGAAACUGCGCUUCUAAAAUGUUUGGCCAGACUGCCUUGGAAACAUAAAAAGCAACUUUUAAGUAGCUGCUGUAAAGAUUUGGAUAGCCUAAUUUCUCUAUUGUGUUCUUUCAGCCUACUUGUUUGUUCAUUCUCUUCUUGGUGUAAGUCUUUUAGUUUUUGAGUUUUAUGUUUGACCUAUGUUUAUCCUGAGACAAGGUGUGUGAGGUAAUAUCUUUUUUUAUUUGACUAACUUCUGUUGUUAAAAGACAAGCUUUUGAGUUACUCAGAGCUUCUCUUCAGAUCUCAUUCUGUUUAUCCUGUUUCUUUGGUUAGAUUUUCUUCUUCUCCUGGGCUCUGUUCUUGUAAUUCUUCAGGACUGAGCCUUUAAAUAUUAGUUUGUCUAUUUAUUUCCUCUCUUUUCUGCAUUUGGAUCUGCUGUUUUCUUCCAAUGUCUUUUUCUUGAUCGUUGAGACUUUUUAAAGUCACUAUGGGUAAAAUUUUCAAAAGCACUUAAAUAACUUGGAUGCUCUUGAAAAGAGGACUUGAUAAUUUUUGAAAAUGUUACCCUUAAUCUCAAAUCUUCCAUUACUUGAACAGUUGGAAUAUUUUUGUUGAUACAACUUCUGGUUUAGAUUAUUUUAGCCUGUGUACCAUAUAAAUAAAAUUUAAAUUUGAUUA